UGUGUUGAGUCGGUUCAGAUGAACGGCUCGGUGGAGAUUCGGGUCGGUACCUGAGUUGUGAUUGGAGCUCAGUAGAGUAGCUGAACAUGGCGAUGUGCGCGGCGCUCCGCCGCUUCUCCGCAAACUUUCCCGCAGUUCUGCCGCUUCUGUCCGCGCGCGGAUCCUCCCGCAGCAUCGCGUGCGGGACCACCGGCUGGAGGGCGUUCAGCGCGAGCUCGCGUCUCGAGGAAGCUCUCAAAUUCACAGAAAAGCAUGAGUGGGUACGAGUAGAAGGUGGUAUCGGUACAGUUGGCAUCAGCAAUUUUGCUCAGGAAGCAUUAGGUGAUGUUGUAUACUGUGGACUGCCAGAGGUUGGGACAAAGCUUCAACCAAUGGAGGAGUUCGGUGCUUUAGAAAGUGUGAAGGCUGCUAGUGAGUUAUACUCUCCGUUAACUGGAGAAGUAACAGAGAUCAACACAGAGCUGACGGACAGCCCCGGACUCGUCAAUUCAUCCUGCUAUGAGCGUGGAUGGCUGAUUAAGAUGACCAUAGAAAACCCUGGAGAACUUGAAGCCCUCAUGGAUGAAGCUGCUUAUGAAAAAUUUGUCAAAUCACUGGAGUGAUCUGUUAAACCCACUUCCUGUCUGGUAGUGUUUGAUACCAAGUCAGAAACUGCUGUAAAUUGCUACCUUUAGAGAUUGUACUAAUGAUAAACCUCUAUACAGUAUAUUUAUCCUGAUUGUGGAAUUAUUUCAGCAGGCUUCUCAUCUGUUGUGUUAGUGUAAUAAACCUCUCGUGGCCUAUUCUGCAGGUAAUCACGUGUUUCUAAGAGCUUUUGGUUACAGGUGCUUUCAGUGGGCUGUGAAAUGUGGUGAAUGCUGGGAAUUGUCAUUUGUUUAAAUAAAAUCAGCCCGUAAUGGAUGAAAUCA
Astyanax mexicanus (Mexican tetra) is the source of this 908-nucleotide messenger RNA. It is a transcript of the gene gcshb, whose product is annotated as glycine cleavage system protein H (aminomethyl carrier), b. NCBI's taxonomy places the organism in Eukaryota, Metazoa, Chordata, Actinopteri, Characiformes, Acestrorhamphidae. The coding region runs from base 87 to 602 and encodes 171 amino acids. The record is from RefSeq and is a predicted model, not a curated record. The transcript is spliced from 5 exons. Gene Ontology annotation, biological process: protein lipoylation; glycine decarboxylation via glycine cleavage system. Gene Ontology annotation, cellular component: cytoplasm; glycine cleavage complex; mitochondrion.